Messenger RNA from Trichobilharzia regenti, 1139 nucleotides. Lineage: Eukaryota; Metazoa; Platyhelminthes; Trematoda; Strigeidida; Schistosomatidae. The record is from the annotation of a GenBank genome assembly.
CUGAAAUUAUCCGUAACUUAUCAAGGUCAUUGGUGGAGUGAGACGCUCAAAGGUCAUUUUCGUCCAUGUUAGUCGGCCAUGUUGGAUUGCAGUUCCGUAGCUGUUCGUGUACGCGUUUGUUGUUCCAUUUAUCCUGCCGUUAUACACUACUUAUGCACAUGAAGAUGUUUCCCUGGCAGAAGCAGUUGUUUCCAGUUUGUUUGUUGGUUGAAGUUAUUCUUGUUGGCUCAGUUAAUUACUUAAUAUUUAGAUUUCGUGAAAAAAUUGUCUUUCUCGUUCAUGUUUGCAGCAUGCAACAAUCUGCGAGUGAAUCUGUUAAGGAGAACACCAUCAGAGUGUGUGUUAGCCAGUUUUUAGAAAAAGAAAUUAAAGCUGGAGAAUUUAGAACCUGGGUUGAAGUUGAAAAAGCUUUGAAGCUUUUUCAGAAGUUAACAAACACCCGAUAUAUUGUCAGAGAAUCUAAAUUAAACAAGGAUGAACCACAUGUGCAGUAUGCAUAUGGGCUGUUAGUAUGUACUUUUGGAUACAAAAGGAAGUCUCAAAGCAAUCACAUUCGCCUUAAAGGAUCUAAAUACAUUGGUUGCCCAUCAGUGAUACACAUCCGAUAUCAUUGCAAUAAAUUGAUUGUAUCAUCUGUGUAUAUGAUUCAUAAUCACUGUUGCACGCAUGAAUAUUUAAUGAAGGAUGACAGAGCACGCAAAUUAGAUGAGUCUGAAGUCUCUAUAAUUAAACCAAUGCUGUCUAUUUCAUCCGAACCUGAAAAAACUAUUGAUUACGUUGCAGAACAAUUUAAAAAAAGGAUGACGUACAAUGAUCUACCAAAUAUAAGAGCUGCUGCAGUUGAAGAUUGUGAUUUACAGUCAGUUAUUUUUUCGAGAUUGCGUCAAGUUAGGAAGUUGGUUGUAAUUCGGGAUGAAACCGAUGGAAGAAUGAAAAUAGCUUGUUUUAGUUCCAGUAGACAAAUCAAAAUUCACCACAAAUUCCCUGAGGUGGAUGUUUGCUACCAGAAAUCCACAACCCGUAUUAAGUGCUGCACCGGUGGUGACACAAAACAGUUACGUUGAAAAUACCAAAAGUUGAAGUAUAAGUUUUGUAAAUAUCUUGACGUGCGCGUAAAUGCAGGUCAUGUAGAAAAAGCA